Mercenaria mercenaria is the source of this 4474-nucleotide messenger RNA. Its product is annotated as TBC1 domain family member 31-like. Lineage: Eukaryota; Metazoa; Mollusca; Bivalvia; Venerida; Veneridae. Gene Ontology annotation, molecular function: protein binding. The transcript has 24 exons. The record is from RefSeq and is a predicted model, not a curated record. The coding region runs from base 182 to 3418 and encodes 1078 amino acids. Gene Ontology annotation, cellular component: centrosome.
AAAUCGCUUUUAUUUACACGCGCCAAAUCCAAACAUGUCGGUGCGAAGCAAAACAAAUAGCUGUCAAAUAACAUUUUAAAUAAAUCUCACUGAUCUACACAAGCUUUGUCAUUGCUUUUACAUGUGAGUUGUAUAGAAACAAUAACAGAGAGUUGUCACUUCCAGAUAUCGACGCUGAAGGAUGCAGAAUUUGGAUGUGUGCGGCAAAACUUCUGGGAAAGUUUGGCACAGAAAGCCAACUCCGUCAACAGAUAAUGGGUUGAUGGUGAAUAUAAGCCACACAUCGGCUUGUACUAUCUCGAAGGGCCGUACUGUACGGUUUAUGCAUUCAGCAUUUGACAGCACCGGAGAGAAUUUCCUGGCUGGUGAUCAUCAAGGGAAUGUCUUUAUGUUUGAUCUUGCCAAAAACAGGUUUUCACUUGUACAGAAGUGUGGAUACCCAUGCACAGCCAUCGCAUUUUGUUUGAGGAAGAAGUCAGAAUUCCUUAUUGGCCUCUCUGAUUAUUCACUCAAAUGUUUUGACACAGAUACCAAGGAGAUGGUUGCAUGGAUGAAAGGUCAUGAAUCAGCAAUACAUAGUAUAUCUGUACAUGCCUCGGGACGUUACGCACUGACCACCUCAGCAGAUAAUGCCCAACUCUGGGACCUAGAUACAUUCCAGAGAAAAAGAAAACUGUCAAUAAAGGAAGAUGUAGGCAUUGUACAGGUAUUUUUCCUGCCUCUGAGUAACACUAUAAUCACUGGAUUCCGGGAUGAUACAAUAUUUGCAUGGGAGUCAGAUACGCUCAGCUGUAAGUUCCAGCUACCAACACCACCCGGCAAGUCACCACAUUACAAAGCCUUUGCAGCUACCAGGGAUGGUAGAAUACUGGCUGCGGGAGGACGAUCUAGAUUUAUACAUCUUUGGGCACUUGACACUAGAAAACUGCUGAGAAUUGUUGAAAUGCCAGAAAAAGUCACUUCUGUAAAACAAGUUCUCUUCCUUCCUGAAAACUUUGAUGGCGGAGCUAGUCAGGUUCUAGGUGUGUUGUGUCAGGAUGGAAUAGCAAGAUUUAUCAACAUACACUCAUGUAAAUUAUUGUUUGAUAUGGGAGAAAUAUCUAACAAAAUCAACAACAUCUCCAUCAGUCCCAACGGCCGGUACGUUGUCACAGUGAAUGAGGAUGGAACCAUGGGAAUUUAUAACCUUCAGACAUUGAGUGCCGAGAUAAAUAAGCCACCAGCACCUCUAGUUAAAGUAGUCACCAACAACAAAUUGUCUGAUACGGUCUCUACUGAUAAAUCAUACACAUCAGCAUCAAGUAAGGGCUCAAGAAAAGGACGCCGCCCACUCUCAGCCCCAGCUAGAGGGAAAGAAAAUAGGUCAAGGCCACAGGAGGAUGACACUGGUGAGAGGGAGUUACCAGAGGGCCUCAACAUGGAAAGAUUACAGGCUAUACUGAAAGGCUACUAUGAAUAUCCAGCCAAAUAUAGGAUGUUUAUAUGGCGGUCUAUAUUACGGUUGCCAGAGAACCAUGCUGCCUAUGCCGCCUUGGUUGACAAAGGUACACAUCCAACAUUUGAGAAGUUAAAUGAAGAAUAUCCAAUCAAAAGUCGACGUCUGCUCAGGAUACUACAAAGAAUACUGUCAGCUUUGGCAAACUGGUCACCGAUAUUUGGUGAAACACAGUAUCUACCAGUGCUAGCCUUUCCAUUUGUGAAACUGUUCCAGAAUAACCACCUUGUCUGCUUUGAGAUUAUUGCCAGUAUACUCGUGAACUACUCACAGCAUUGGUUUGAGUAUUUCCCAAACCCGCCCAUCAAUAUCCUUGGAAUGAUAGAAAAUGUAAUUGGACACCAUGAUAGAUAUCUGCUUCAACAUUUUGUAAAAUACAAUGUCACUUCACAGAUAUAUGCCUGGCCCCUUCUAGAGACACUGUUUUCUGAGGUGCUGACGAGGGAAGAAUGGAUGAUGUUGUUUGACAACGUGUUCAGUAACCACCCAUCCUUCUUGUUGAUGGUAGUUGCAGCUUACGCCAUGUGCGCACGGGGACCACUCAUGCAGUGUGUUGAACUUGAUGAUUUCAAAUAUUUUUUCCAUCAUCGUAAUGCAGUAGAUAUGAAGCAAGUCCUGAAAGAGGCUUACAGGAUAAAUAAUGCCACACCAGAGUCGAUCCACCCCAGAAAGACACUAGAAGAGUAUAAGCCACUUACCAAAGGACAGUACCCUGUGUUUAACAAAUAUCCCAAGUUUAUUGUUGAUUAUCAGGUACAAGAGAGAGAAAGAAUACGACUUGAAGAGUUAGACUAUCUCAGACAAAGGCAGGUAUCCAUGGAUAUGGAGCGAGAAACUCAGAAACGGCAACAAGAAGAGGAGGCCUGGUACCGGCAACAGAAACUGCUGCUUGAAGCCGAGGAUAAACGUCGGAAAAUGAUACAUGACGAGGAGCAGAAACUGACAGAUCAAAGAAAAAGGUUAAAUGCAAUGAACCGAGAAGUAAAGUUUAAGGAGUUACAGUUAUUGGAUGCUGCAAGACGGAAGUUUCUUCACUUCCAAAAAUCUCAACGUGAAGCUGAACUGAAAAGAUUGGACGACGAGGUUCAAAGAAAGGCAUUAUUACGUGACCAGGAGACAGAGGCGGCCAUUGAAGAAGCAGAGAUACGCAACAUGGAACUACAAUUGAAAAAGAAAAUGUUUGAACAGGAAUUGUUCCGAGAAUAUGCCACAUCAUCACAUCAUCUUCGCACAGAGCAGGAUAUGCACCGUAAACAAGCGGAACUUGAAGAUAGAAUACAACAGAGAUUGAAAGAUGCAGAGCGAGAAAGAGAAAUGGAAGCUCGCAAGACAAUGGAGGAGAACCUAGCUCGAGCGUCACAGAAGAACAUAGAUGUAUGGGCGGGGAAUGAAAUGGAGUACAGACAUAGACUGGAAGAUCUUCAACGUGAGGUCAAAACAGUACAAUUGACAAGAAUCAAUGCAGAGAACCGUGGCCUGGAACAGGAGGUCCAUAACUUGAUGAGAAAAUGCCAGGAUAGAAGAUUGGAGGAGCAUGCUAAUGGUGAAGAAGAACGCGAUACUCAGCGUAAACUUUCAGACGAGGCCAAUGCUCGGAGACUGGACUUUGUUGCGGAGGAGGCGGAGCUAGCUCAGGCACAUGGCAGAGAUCUGACAGAGGAUGCUAUAGAUAGUACCUACAGAUCACGAUUAGGUCAGUCAUAUCUAGAAGGAACAACAAGAUCAGAAUUGUUGAAAUCAUUUGAAUCACUGUCAACAGCAGAUACUGAUUCCAUGGCCUCUUCAAUUUCCCUAGAGACAAAGCGACGAGGAUUUGAUGAAAGAGAAAUUAGUUUGCUAAAUGAAGUAAGAAGAUUACGACAAAAGUUAGCCACAGAAAGUCGAUCUCGGAAACCACCUCCUCUUGUCAGCUGCGACGCUUAGUUCUUGUAUAAAUGACCUAUUUAAAUAAUUGUUAGAUUGACUUAAAAUACAAAGUAUAGUUUAUGGAAUGUAAUAUACCUUGUCAGUUUAGCCAAAAAAUUGGAUAGUUUAAAGGGAUGUAUAUAUGAAAGAUUUUGUACAUGUGAUAGAAGUAUGUACAAUUAGUGACAUUAUUCUGUGAUAACUGUGAUAAAAUGUUCGAUUGAAAUGUUGUAUAUUGAAAUAUAUUGGUACCUACCAUACAGGUGUAUACUUCUGUGUUAGUCUGGACAAACACGUUGACUUUGAACUUGUAUUAUAAUCUGUGUAAUUUUUUUUGUGUAAAAGGACAAUUAGCGUCCAUUUUGUGUUGGUAAUAUUAAUUACACAUUCUGUGCAGUCCACUUUCCUAAGAAUCUCUAUAUUGUAUAAGUAUUAUACAAAAUUUCAAUGUGUCAUGAAACACGGUGCUUGUACUUUUGAGAAGCCAGUGAUGUAUGGUAAAAGAACCAAAGUUAUCAGAAACCGUUAUCUUUGUUUACUCAAAAUAUACCAUUUUGUUAGAACAGUUUAAUGUUGGUAUAUUGGUUAUACUUUCUAUAUGUUUACAGAAGUAACAGAAAAUGAUAGUACUUGUCUGUAAUUCGAGUCAGUAGAGUAUGGUUUUGAUUGAAAUACGGUGGGUGACUUCUGUAGUUAUGUGGAAAUCUAGAUCAAUUAAAAAAAUGUUCAUCUAUGGUAAUAAAACUUCAUCAUAGAAAAUUCUUGUUAAUACUGUAGUUGCCACAUUUACUACCUGAUCUACAUGAAACCAUGUUAGAAUGUUUGACGUAUUGAAAUAUAGUUAAAACUGGAAGCUGGAUCAUCUGGAAAAAACUAAGUAAGCUGGUAUAUAUUUCAUGUGUUACGAUGGCAUCAACUGUACAUGGUUAACUUCACUAGAUUAUUGGAUCAUGUCAAUAUUAUAUGUUUUUAUACUGCACUUUGUCUACAGGCAUUUAUUUCAAUAGAUUUUCAUAUGUAUGUACAAUGCUAGAAAACUUAAAAUGUCCAAAUAAAAAUCAAGUAAAGAGUUUA